Molecule: messenger RNA, 2805 nt
Organism: Nomia melanderi (Alkali bee)
Lineage: Eukaryota; Metazoa; Arthropoda; Insecta; Hymenoptera; Halictidae
Source: RefSeq, a predicted model, not a curated record
GCUAUAUAAAAGCCUGCGGCGUAGGCAGUCAUGGAAGACCGAGAAAUCGUCCCGUGAAGAGCCGCCGUCGACCGAGGGCCGUCGUCCGUAGAACGCAAAAAGAGGGGAACGAACAGAAAACCGAGCGAAUUAAGCGAAACUAAACGAAACGAAACGGAACGGAACGGAACGGAACGGAACGGAACGAACGAACGAUAGAACCGUGCCCGUGCGAAUGUGUAAUUAAAGCCAAUGAAAAUGCUGCGGCAAGAAUGGCUUCUGAUACUGCUGAUCGCGGGAGCGGCGACGGCGAUGAUCCUCGUGUCCCGUGAGAAGAAGGAAGAGUCGCUGACUGGCGCUCUGGACGCGAUCACCAGGAAGCAGAGGUCCUUGGACGCCGCGUCCCAGGAUUACUACAACGAUCUACGACCGUACAAAUACCACGACGGCGACACCGACCGGAAAUUCGACAGGGAGCAGCAUCUCGAAAGGGAAAUCGACCCGGAGGACGAGCAAAUCGAAUUUCUGCCAAACGAAGCUGGACAGCUGGAAACGGUGGGGAACGGCUACCAAGACCUGAACAACAAGCUGCGCGAGAGAGCAAUAAUCGAUUACUUGGAGAGCGUCCUGCAGCGGGAGGAACCGGUCACUUCCCCGUUCAGAGAACGCGAAAGAGGCGUCGGCCGCAAGAGAGGCAACGGUCCCGACCUUGACAUCGACAUUGGCAAUAAAAAGCUGGCGAAGCUGCUUCUCGAAGGAGGCGGCGGGUUCCCGUACGAUCUAGGGGACGCGGACGAGCAGGGCUACAUGGACGGCCGACAACCGCUUUACGACCGAUACAGGGCCAAUAGCGAGAACGAGAAGGAUUUCGCGAACGCGGGUCCGAUGUCCUGGGGCGAAUUGCUGAACAAGGAGUCGCUGGCGCGCGGACAGAACGUGGAGAUGAACGAGAACGAGCUGGCCGAUCGGGACCAGGCUCCUAAUCUGCUGUACCUUUCUUUUUUGGCGGAGCGGAAGGCCAUGAACGGAGGGAACCCGAAUGGCCACGAUUACAGGACCUACCGAAACAUGGCUAAGCGUUAUCCCGUCGCCAAGAGGAGUCCUCAGCCGUUGCCUUCGAAGAAACAGGUCACGGACCCCAAGGUCGCCCAAGAGAGGAAGAAGGCGUCUUUCAUGCCCGGCCAGGGCACGCAGAACCAGGACGACGAGUGGAUGUUGCAACACUAUUUCGAGAACGUGGGCGAGAAUCUGCAGGGGAACGACGAGGACUACAGAAAGGAGAAGCUGAAUCAGAUGAUCGCGGACCCGAACCAUCUGAAGAACAUGGACAACCUCUUCAGGAAAGUUUUACAGAAGGUUACGAGGAAAGCGAUGGCGUACCUGAUUGCAGCCGCUGCUCAAAUCUCCCUGGAGAACACCGAUAGGAAAGAUUUAAAGGAAAAGCUGAAGGAUUGUCUGGCGGGGCGUACCCAGCCCAAUCAGACCUUCAACUUCUGGGAGGAGAUUAACCCCACGAAAGAAAACGAAGACGUGUACUGGGAUCCAUCCUGUUCGGAAAUGGAAAAAUUCGCGCCGUUGAAGGUGUGCCGGACAAUGGUAGCCAAACUGAACAGAGAGGACGCGCAAAAGUUCUACCAAUCCUGCGUGAUGUGGCUCACCGUCAACUACUGUACACGGACCGACGACCAUCCAAAGAUAUGUAAAGAGUCGGUGUGCGCGAAGAACGCCAUUUCCCGUUUCAAUUCGAUUUUGGGGUUGCCGUAGGAGCAUUCUCUUCCCUGCACAGCGGACCACGAUUGAACAGCGGCUACGACACGACCUGCUCGCGACAAACGUACCGUUCAUCGUACGGAGUUGAAGAAUGCGUAAAGCGGCGAUGCGACCGAACCACAACACACACCGAACAUCCUCUAUCGCGAAACGGACGCGACUCCCUGGCGAGAAUCCAACCUCGAGUCGAGAUUCAGUUGGUGCAGUCGACUUUUGGUAUUUACCUUAUUUCAAUGUCGGAUUUCGCGAAUCUAAAUACUAAAUUCCACACUGUCUUAUUUGCGAGUCUCGUUUAUUUUUAUAAAGACGAAACGAUAAGACGACACACGUAAAGGUAAUCAUUGACGGAGAAGAGAGAUCGCUAUCAUCUUCCUUUCUCUCGUAACGAUAAUACCGAUCAGAGGAAGAUCGCCGACACGAUAAAAAGAAAUUCCUCAACCUUUCGAAUGAUUUAUUACCUGAUUGCGUCGAAAACUGUUCCGAGUUCGGAUAGAUCACUUUCUGGAGAAAAUUGAAUUACACGGAGGGACGAAAUGGCGUCGCUUUUGUCGUCGGAGGACAACGAUAAUUGAAACGGUCUCGACAUUAAUUGUAACGGACAACGUCUAAUACUAAUAACCCAAUAUUCAAGGAGCAAACAAAGAACUCCUGUGCCGGUAUCGUGCACGAUAUCGAUUCUGAUAAGGAUAACGCCGAUAAUUGAUAACUGCUAAACUACGAGUACUCGAAAGGUGCAGCAUUGUCUAAUGGUAUAAUAGAAUUUAUGUAUAUUUUGUUUUCUAUGUGUAUGCAUAUGUAUAUGUAUAUGUGUAUGUAUAACACAAAGAAUGAUACGAAAUAGAUACCAAAACGCAACAUGUACCGAAUCCGGUUCGGUGGAGAGUGAAAGAGGAGCGAUACAACGUGAUGUUAACUAUAGUAUGUAUCCCCAUUUCGGUCGAAUAAGGAAAGUGUAUUUAAAAAUCUAUUAUUGUCUAUCCUUAGGUUACGAAACUGUGGGUACAGUCUAUGUGUCAGAGCUGUAUUCGAAUAUAAUACAAAUAUAUUUCAACAUAA